Messenger RNA from Sungouiella intermedia, 3153 nucleotides. The record is from the annotation of a GenBank genome assembly. NCBI's taxonomy places the organism in Eukaryota, Fungi, Ascomycota, Pichiomycetes, Serinales, Metschnikowiaceae.
AUGUCUGCCGCCAGUGAAUCUAAAUACUCCGCUGAGGUCCUUUCCGAGUUGUUGAGCAAGUUGCAAGUUGCCAACGACAAGGAUGAGGCUGCUGCAAACGUUUCGUCGUUUUUGAACUCUUCCAUCAUCGAGCACGAUGUUCCAGUCGAGUUCUUUGAUGACUUGAAGAAGCAAAUCAACGACAAGAAGGCUUCUGUUGCUGAGGCUGCUUUGACUGCCUACGCUCACAUUGCCUCUGCCAACGACUUGUCUCCAUCUGUCGAGCCAUACGUUGUUGCCUUGGCUGGUGAUGUUGCUAGCAAGUCUGGUGACAAGUCCAAGGAGGUUGCUGCUGCUGCCGAUGCUGCUUUGCUCGCCAUUGCCACCGCUAUCACUCCAACUGCCAUCAAGGCUUUGUUGCCUCAGUUGAUGGAGAACUUGUCCACCACCAACAAGUGGACCGAGAAGGUUUCUAUCUUGAAGGCUGUCUCCCAGUUGGUUGACACCGCCAAGGCCCAGAUCGCCUUGAGAAUGCCUGAGUUGAUUCCAUCUUUGUCCGAGGCUAUGUGGGACACUAAGAAGGAGGUCAAGGAGGCUGCUCAUGCCACCAUGACCAAGUCCACCGAGACCAUCGACAACAAGGAUAUCGAGAAGUUUAUUCCAAAGUUGAUUGAGUGUAUUGCUAAGCCAACUGAGGUUCCAGAAACCGUCCACCUUUUGGGUGCCACCACCUUCGUUUCCGAGGUCACCAUGGCUACUUUGUCUAUCAUGGCUCCAUUGUUGUCCAGAGGUUUGGCUGAGCGUGACACUGCCAUCAAGAGAAAGGCUGCUGUCAUUGUUGACAACAUGUGUAAGUUGGUCGAUGACCCUCAGGUUGUUGCUCCUUUCUUGUCCACUUUGUUGCCAGCUUUGAAGGCUAACUUCUCCACCAUUGCUGACCCUGAGGCUCGUGGUGUUACCCAGAGAGCUUUGACCACCUUGAAGAGAGUUGGUGCUGUCAGCGAGGACGAUGUCAUCCCAGAGGUCUCCACCGCUGGUGACAUUGCUGUCACCUUGGGUGUUUUCAAGGACUUGGUUGCUGACCAAAAGAUUGGUGCUAGAUUCGGUGUUGCCGAGAACUACAUUGCCGCUAUUGCCGGUGACUUGAUCGACGAGAGAGACAUCCACCCAGGUUCUUGGACCACCAACCUCUUGCCUUUCGCCACCAUCUUCUUGCACGAGAAGGAGGCUAAGGACAUCAUUGAGGAGUUCAGAAAGAGAGCCAUUGACAACAUCCCAGCUCCUCCAGCUUUUGAGGAUGAGGAGGAUGACGGAGAGGACUUGUGUAACUGUGAGUUCUCUUUGGCUUACGGUGCCAAGAUCUUGUUGAACAAGACCCAGUUCAGAUUGAAGAGAAACAGAAGAUACGGUCUUUGUGGUCCUAACGGUGCUGGUAAGUCCACCUUGAUGAGAGCCAUUGCUAACGGUCAGGUCGAGGGUUUCCCAUCCCAGGAGGAGUGUAGAACUGUCUACGUCGAGCACGACAUUGACGGUACUGAGGCUGAGACCUCCGUUGUUGACUUCGUCAUUGCCGACGGUAUGGUUGGUUUGACCAAGGAGGCUGUUGAGGAGAAGUUGAGAGAGUUCGCUUUCACCGAUGAGAUGAUCAACAUGUCUAUCCACUCCCUUUCUGGUGGUUGGAAGAUGAAGUUGGCUUUGGCCAGAGCUGUGUUGAAGAACGCUGAUAUCUUGUUGUUGGAUGAGCCAACUAACCAUUUGGAUACCGUCAACGUUGCUUGGUUGGUCAACUACUUGAAGACCUGUGGUAUCACCUCUAUCAUCGUUUCCCACGACUCCGGUUUCUUGGACAACGUUGUUGAGUACGUUAUCCACUACGAAGGUUUCAAGUUGAGAAAGUACAAGGGUAACUUGUCUGAGUUCGUCAAGAAGUGCCCAUCCGCUCAGUCUUACUACGAGUUGGGUGCCUCCGAGAUGGAGUUCAAGUUCCCAGAGCCAGGUUUCUUGGAGGGUGUUAAGACCAAGCAGAAGGCUAUUGUUAAGGUCUCUAACAUGACCUUCCAGUACCCAGGUACUUCCAAGCCUCAAAUUCAGAACAUUAACUUCCAGUGUUCGUUGUCUUCUAGAAUUGCCGUCAUUGGUCCUAACGGUGCCGGUAAGUCUACCUUGAUUAACGUCUUGACUGGUGAGUUGUUGCCAACUGAGGGUGAGGUCUACGUCCACGAGAACUGUCGUAUUGCUUACAUUAAGCAGCACGCUUUUGCCCACAUUGAUAACCACUUGGACAAGACUCCAUCUGAGUACAUUCAGUGGAGAUUCCAGACCGGUGAGGACAGAGAGACCAUGGACAGAGCUAACAGACAGAUUAACGAGGACGAUGAGAACGCCAUGAACAAGAUCUUCAAGAUUGAGGGUACCCCAAGAAGAAUUGCUGGUAUUCACGCUAGAAGAAAGUUCAAGAACUCUUACGAGUACGAGUGUUCUUUCACCUUGGGUGAGAACAUUGGUAUGAAGAACGAGAGAUGGGUUCCAAUGAUGUCCGUUGACAACGCUUGGUUGCCAAGAGGUGAGUUGAUUGAGACUCACUCCAAGUUGGUUGCUGAGGUUGACAUGAAGGAAGCUUUGGCUUCCGGUCAGUUCAGACCAUUGACCAGAAAGGAGAUCGAGGACCACUGUUCUAUGUUGGGUUUGGACACCGAGUUGGUUUCCCACUCCAGAAUCAGAGGUUUGUCUGGUGGUCAGAAGGUCAAGUUGGUCUUGGCUGCUUGUACUUGGCAGAGACCUCACUUGAUUGUGUUGGAUGAGCCAACCAACUACUUGGACAGAGACUCUUUGGGAGCUUUGUCUAAGGCCUUGAAGUCUUUCGAGGGUGGUAUCGUCAUCAUUACUCACUCCGCCGAGUUCACCAAGGACUUGACUGAGGAAGUCUGGGCUGUCUUGGACGGUAAGAUGACUCCAUCUGGUCACAACUGGGUCCAGGGUCAGGGUGCUGGUCCAAGACUCUCGUCUAAGGACGACGAUGAGGAGGACAAGUUCGAUGCCAUGGGUAACAAGAUUGCCGGUGCUAAGAAGAAGAAGAAGUUGUCUUCUGCCGAGUUGAGAAAGAAGAAGAAGGAGAGAAUGAAGAAGAAGAAGGAGUUGGGUGACGCUUACGUUUCCUCCGAUGAGGAGUUCUAA